This is a messenger RNA of Parascedosporium putredinis, 1572 nucleotides long. The record is from the annotation of a GenBank genome assembly. Lineage: Eukaryota; Fungi; Ascomycota; Sordariomycetes; Microascales; Microascaceae.
AUGUCCACACUCGCAUCGACUCUCAUCUCGUGGGCGGGGUCUCUCCGCAAGUCGGUCGAGGCGGAGGAAUCCGCAUCCACCGAGCCGUUGUUGCAGAAGUCUGACGAUGGCGACGAGGGCGGCACAACCACCGUCGAGGAGCCGGAUGACUUGUACCCACUGCACUACUUUGACGAUACCACCAUCAACCGAAGCAUGAUCAUGUGCUGGAGCAUGAAAUUCGACGAUGUCUUGGAUCCCGAGGCCCUCCGCGACUCCUUGUCCCAGUUGAUCAAGCUGACAAUAGUUGCCCGUGAUGCGGCCCCCCACCAGGCAUGGAAACGUCUCUACAUACACGUACCGAAAAAGUACUCCGCCGCCCGCCCGCCAAUCCGCUACUCCCACGCCGCCUUCGACAUCAAAAUCGAGGACCACCCGCUCGCCUCCCAGCUACCCAGAGCAACAGGCACCCCCUCUCUCCACCCCGGCCCGGAGCUGUUCACCACCUUAGCCCAGGGCCCCGGCAGCCCCGUCUCCAUCCACGACUACAUCAAGGGCGACGAGCCGCAAAUCGCCCUGCACGUCGUCUCCUUCGAGGACGCCACCCUCGUCUCCAUGUCCUGGCCCCACACGCUCACCGACGCCAUGGGCCGCUACGCCCUCAUCGAGGCGUGGUGCCACGUCCUGGCCGGGAGGACAUCCCAGGUCGCGCCGCUCCUCGGGGCCCGCGAGGACCUCGUCCGCCCCGUGGUCAAGGACCCGGAGCCCGGCGAGGUGGAAGAGCCGUACGCGCUGGAAAAGUACCUCUUGACCUCGUGGCAGAUGCUGCUCUUCGUCCUGUACUUCUUCAUCGACGUCUUCUGCACCACCCGCGUUCUGCGCACCAUCUCGCUCACCCCGAAAGCCGUGGCCACGCUCGUCCGCGAGGGGAGGCAGGAUGUCGCCGACGUCAAAGUCGGCGACAAGCCGGCCUUUGUCAGCGAGGGCGACGUCCUCACCGCGUGGGCCACCCGCCUAGCGGCGUCAGAGCUCCCCGCCCACUCGAACCGCACCGUCAUGCUAAGCACCGUGUUCGAGCUGCGGAGCCGUCUCAAGGACGUCUUCCAGCAGGGCGGCGCCUACGUGCAGAACCUCGUGCUGUCGGCCACGGCCGUCGUGCCCGCCCAACACGUGCUCAAGAGGCCCGUCGGCAGCCUGGCCCUUCACAUCCGGCAGACGAUUGCCGAGCAGACGCGGUUGCCCCAGAUCCAGGCGCAGGCGCGGCUCUACCGCCGGAUGUACCUGAAAAAGGGCCACGGCCCCGGUUUCGGGAAGCCCAGCAACUUCAUCGUCGUGUUCAGCAACUGGCUCAAGGGCAAUUUCUUCAACGUCGUCGACUUUGGCCCGGCCGUCCUCCCGUCCAAGACGGCGAGGCAGAGCCGGGGGCCAAGGGAAGCCCGUGUACUUUCACUGCCAGACGCUGCAGAAGGCCCCGACGUCGAGCAAUAUUUUCAAUAUCCUCGGCAAGGACGGCGAGGGAAUGUGUGGAUUACGGGGUAUCUGCCCCUGAAGACGUGGAAGACGGUCCAAGCCGAGCUCGAUAGACUGACGUGA